UGACAAUCCCCAUCUUGCCAACGGCUUUCUCGCCCUUCCUCCGGUGUCGUUGGCCGCGGUGGAGAACUCCCCCAUAAACACCGAUCCUCUAGGCCGACACUACAACACCAAAAGUACGCGAUGCGUGUCUAUGCCCCAACACCAAGAGUUUCUGCGCUGCAUUUCUUGCUCUGGGUCUUGACAGGGUGCACGGCCAGAGACUCCAACAACCUGCGUCCCCCGCGUUGACAUCCCCAUCAUCAACGUGUUUCUGUUUGUCACGGGCUCCAUCCUGCGCUUGGAGAAGAGCACAGGUCCGUCGUUCGUCCUUGCCGUGUCAUGGGGGUCAUCAUCUCCACUCUCACUGUGAAUGCGCCAAAGACGUCGUCACAUCACAAACGCAUGCGACAACAUGGCGACUAUUUCGCCGUCCCCGCCUCAAACGAUUGAAUGUGGAAACUCGAGACCAGUGGCCUGUGCCAACUGUCGUCAACGGCGGUCGUACUGCUCCAAGGAAAAGCCGACGUGUUCUCGAUGUCGAGACAGUGGCCUUCGCUGCACCUACGAGGAAACUAGGAAGAUCACCAUCACGGAGGCCUACCUGAGAGAACUCGAAGCCAAGGCAAAGGCCUAUGACGAGUCUGUCGCGAAACAGUCGCAAGCCGCAGCAAACACAAAGGCCCAUCGCAAUGCAACCGAAGAAAACGAAGAAGAGUUUGAGGAUGGGCACCCCUUGCUCGAGCCGUUCAAUCAGCUCAGCGUUCACAAACCGUCGACGAGUUUCAAAGGCCCCGGGAACUCGGACAACUUUUUGCGCAGUGUGAGAAAGCUUUCGGGCUUCUACGGCGACGACGGCAGUUUGGAUGCAAACACAAACUUCUACGAACCCAGCGCUUUGCCAUCGCGGCGGGAGAAGGCGAGAACACAAGUCCGACUACCGCCAAUCGACAUCGCCCGGCGACUCUUUGCCGCACAGUACACCUACAUCGGCACGAUCUUCGCUUUCACCGACCCCAAGGCCAAGUUUGAUCAAUCCCUUACCGAGGCAUAUCGCGGGCCGCCUGAUCCUUCCGACAGAGAAGCGUGCCUUUCCUACGCGAAAGUGCUCAUCAUAUUGGCCUUUGGCCAGCUGUACUCGGUCAAUCAGUGGGUCGACUUCAGGGGCCCGCCAGGUUUCGACUACUUCACUCACGCACUGAAUCUGUUGCCAGACACGCACGAAGAGGGCUCGAUCCUUUGCGUUGAGACACUGGCCCUCAUCGGAUAUUUCAUGCAAAACAUGAACCGACGUGAUGCUGCGUUCCUCUACACCGGCAUGGCUCUUCGUAUGGCCAUAUCGCUAGGUUUGCACCAUGAAAUCGGGUAUAGUCCAGUCCAGCAUCCAUUGCAAGGCCAGGAGGCGAGCUUGACAACACUGGAUGAUGCAACCCGUGAGCAUAGACGGCGGGUCUGGUGGUCCGUCUACAGCCUGGAUCGCAUCUUGUCGGUGAAAUCCGGCAACCCCAUCACCAUUCAGGAGGAGGAUAUCGGCGUGGACCUUCCUUCCAGACUGCCUAAAGAAGCAGAGUAUUGUCCGGCUGUGGUGUUGCGGCAUUACACCGAGCUCUCCCGGAUUCUCGGCGAAAUCCACAACACCAUCUACCGCAAAACAAGCAAGACGGCCCCGAAGUCUGGGAAACGCUUGAUGGCCUCGGUUCAGAGCAUCGUCCUGAGUCUCUCGAAAUGGAACCGCGAAUUGCCGGACGAGUUGCGCUUCGACCCUGCGCGCUUAAGCAUCAGUCGCGAGAGCGUCAGCACUUUCGCUCAUUACUACCAGUGUAUCAACAUGACCGCGAGGCCGCUGCUCUUCCAUGUCGUCCAGAAACGGUUACAGAGGAUUCGCAGCAGCGACGAUCCCGGAGAGAAGGAGCGGGACUGGAAAGAGGGAUUGUCGCAGACGACGGUUAGGGUUAUUGACAUGUGUAUUGGUGCGGCACAAGACUCGAUCAACAUCAUGACUGUUGCAGCGCAGAGAGACCUCGUCGCAACAUAUGGAUACAUGGACGGAGAGCAUGUCUUCUCGGCUUCGAUAGUUCUCGUCAUGGUUUGCGUUGCAUUUCCUACCGACGCUUCCAACAUCCUGGCCAUGAAUGCCGGGCUCGAUCUCCUGAAAGGGAUGGGAGAACGUGGGAACAGUUACAUGGGGGCCCGGUACGAGCUCCUCGCCAACCUGCGCCCUACUGCCAUGUCAGGAAACAAUGCCCAGCCUGAGCACUUGCCUCCAUUCCCGACAAGCUUCUCGCCCACGGGCUCGAUGAUGCCGACAGGGCCUGACUCCACACAGGUUUCCACCAUUCCAGCAACGAUGGGAGACGGCCACGGCAAUCUUACCACAAUGCAAGGGAUCAUCAGCCAGCGAGUGACGUUUCCAGUGGUUGACAACAGCUCGCUCGGCGAGCCCUUUUACGAUGAGAGCGUGAGCACGGUAAUGGACUUUGGGCUGUGGGAGGAGGGCUUCGCCGACCCAGCCAUGGACGCGAGCUUCGAUUUUUCGCAAUGGACACAAACGGCUGGCAUGACUCAAGCCGAUGAUAGGAUGGAUGUGUAACGCAUUUUACUGAGCAACAAUACCGAAUCAUAUUCGCAAGUUUGUCUGGGAUAUUGAACGAAAGAAUAACAGACUCUGAUUGGCGUGGUUUAUCUGUAUGCAACCGAAUUGUACUAUUCCGACGGGGGUCCUCGGGGCUGAUUGAGGUCAUGCAUGAGUCAACCCUCGACGC
Colletotrichum destructivum is the source of this 2738-nucleotide messenger RNA. RefSeq lists its product as uncharacterized. Lineage: Eukaryota; Fungi; Ascomycota; Sordariomycetes; Glomerellales; Glomerellaceae. Bases 350 to 2566 code for a protein of 738 amino acids. Gene Ontology annotation, molecular function: DNA binding; zinc ion binding; DNA-binding transcription factor activity, RNA polymerase II-specific. The record is from RefSeq and is a predicted model, not a curated record. The transcript has 5 exons. Gene Ontology annotation, biological process: DNA-templated transcription; regulation of DNA-templated transcription.